AUGAUGUAUGUAGCAGCCUUUCCAUCAAGAGCCGAGGUGGACUUGGUUUUCCCGCGUAACGAGACCUACGCUCCAAUCGCACUUUUCCCUAUUUUGUUUGCCUUCCAAAGCCCGAAACUGGUCGCCGCCAUGGAUCCUGAUAUCUAUGUCACACUUUAUACUGGAACUUAUCCCAACAUCGCUACUAUUCACACCAGUAUUGAUGGGCAGGCUGACGGGAUGAAUUUAUAUUACAACAAUUUCUCCAGCAGUGACCCAAUGUAUGUUCACUUAUACACCACUGCACUGAAUGCGAGACAUGAUCCAGGGACAUUGUAUCACCUUGAAUGGAAUUUCUCAGGCGGCAACUGCUCCAACAACACUUCAUCAGAGGAAUUCACCGAUGACUCUGUACAACUUGAGGACACGGAAUUCUCUAAUACUCUCGACUUCACUGUCCAAAACGGCGCGCAAUAG
Penicillium taxi is the source of this 456-nucleotide messenger RNA. RefSeq lists its product as uncharacterized. The record is from RefSeq and is a predicted model, not a curated record. NCBI's taxonomy places the organism in Eukaryota, Fungi, Ascomycota, Eurotiomycetes, Eurotiales, Aspergillaceae. Bases 1 to 456 code for a protein of 151 amino acids. The transcript has a single exon.